Belonocnema kinseyi is the source of this 1640-nucleotide messenger RNA. RefSeq lists its product as uncharacterized. Lineage: Eukaryota; Metazoa; Arthropoda; Insecta; Hymenoptera; Cynipidae. The record is from RefSeq and is a predicted model, not a curated record. The coding region runs from base 188 to 451 and encodes 87 amino acids. The transcript is spliced from 3 exons.
CGCGCAAUAACAUUGUUGAACUUUCCCCACUCGCACCAAAUGUUGUUUUCACUCAAAGAGCCCACCAAGUGCCCCCGAAUCCACAUAUCAUUUUCACCGCAGUAGUCGUAAUAACAAGUUUCGUAUCCAAUUGUGAUGCAUAACAACACCUAAAAUUUAAUUUAGAAAAAAGAACAACAAAUACACAAUGUUUUUCAAAGUGAUUUGCAUGAUCGCACUUGUGUGCCUCGCCUCUGAGACCUUCGGCAAACCCACAAUUUAUAAACGCAAUGAGGAUAACAUUUAUGAACCAGUAAUGGUGCCAGUCUCAUCCACCGUGAUACCAUUACCAGUAUACGAGGUCGGGUAUGGAUUCGGUUUUAUAUCGAAGGACAAAAAGUCUCAAGCAUCAUUUAAGCCCGACGGCGCAGUGAAAUUAAUAACAGUGAAGAACGCUCAAGAAAACAUUUAAGCGCACUAGGAAAGUGUAAAUACCAGCUGCCGCAUUUGUCGCUGUUUAACGUUGGCCUCAUUAUGAUUGCGUUGUGAUUUGUCAACCUAGGAUGAGAUCACGAGAAAGGUUACAGCAACAGAAACUGGAGUUAACCGGAAAUUUCCUUUCACAUGAACCGCUUCAAACUCUUUAAAGGAUUUAAUUUAAAAGUCCCAAUAAGACUAGCCACACUAAAAUCUUUAAUAAAAUUAAUGAAUUCGAUUUUUUUGUAGGUUUUAAGUUGUCUGUCUGUUCUUAAUUUGAUUAAUUUUUGCAUGAACUCUUUUUGCGAUUAAAAUUUUCUGAAGCAUUAUAAUUUACAUGACUGCUAAUAUGAAAUUAACUGUAUGUAAGCAACGGGGCAUCUUUCCAAUAUUUACUGACGAAAGAAUCGGUUCUUAAAAAUUUGAUCGAAUAAAAAUAAAGAUUCAGUUCUUACGUAUUAUAUUAAUUUCGAAACUGUAUAAAAUGUCAAGCUACAAACCAAAAAUGAUUACAAUAGCUUUCUGACAAGUACAUAAAAUCAAAAAUUUAUAAUAAAACAAAAACAAAAAAUAUAAAUGAUUUUAAUUUUACUAAAAUUAUUGAAACAAUGACUCUUGAUCAGAAAGCUACUGUAUAUUCUGAUUAAUUCUGAUGAUCAGAAUAAAAGUAUUGUUUUAUAUCGCUAUGUAAAUAAAACCUGCAAUAAUGAAUAUAAAAGAGAAAAAAUGAAGAAAGAGAAUUUCAAUAUUUUUAUACAAUAGUAACCUUUAUUGAAAACCGGUAGGGUCUCUUUUCCUUAAAUGCAGUGAUUCAUCAUUUUUCGUCAAUUUAUUCCAAUUUUUUAUAACAAAUUUACAAAAACUUAAUGUUCUAACGGAUGUGAAUUCUAAUUAUUUAUAAUUACUGACGGCAGGAAUUAAAAAUAGUCAAUAUUAAGAAAAUUAAUAUUGAAAUGGAAUCAAGAGUCAUUGGAAGAUGCUGACUUAAUGUUAACUAAUUGUAUAUAGACCAGGUGCUCAUUAUGAAGUGUCCAUAGUUUGAUCCGCUGAAAAAAAACGUCUGAUAAGUCCGAUGAGUGCAUUUCCGUAUUUUGUAUUUGUAAUUUUAAUGUUAACGUAGAAUAGAGACGACCAGAGUAUAUUUAAGCAGUAAAUGUUCAAAUAAAGGGAAACUUGUCAAACUU